AUGGCCAUCAACUCGGCCGUCGCCAAAAGCUUCAUGGAAGCAUUGGAAAUGGACCUCGAGGACGUGGCCUCGUACGCCACUUGCAUCGCGCUUGCCUUUUGCUCCAUCGACUCGGCCCUCGAUCGUGGCCUCUCCACCAAGGAAAUCUACAAUUACAUGGCCAAGCAGACACCCAGCUUUGUGAAUCAUCAUCCAAAGUGGAAGUCGGGCGUGCGACACUGCCUGUCCUCCAACAAGGCCUUUGAACGCAAGCCCACUCUCUACGGCACCCUGACGCACACCUGGCUCAUGCGCGCCGAAUGUCUUCCCGCUGCUACCCGCCGCCAUCUUCGCCAUCUCAAGUCCAUGUCCGAUCUCAAGCGCGAAACAGCCGCCGCCAGUGCCGCCCUCAAAAAUCAACAGUUUUCGCCCUCCCUUCCUCAACAAGGGCAGCAACACCAACAGCCGCCACACCAGCAACGCCACACCCUUCCCAGCCAUCACCCACAACAGGCAUCCCAGCCCUCAAUCGCUUUGAUGAAACACGCCCUACCCUCCAACACGAGCAGUCCCCGCGAAUCUCCCGCCACCCGCUCCGUCAACACCAACAGCUCCCUCACCGACUCGGCCGACUAUCAGGCCGCUCAACUCAUUCACGCUCUCAAGGAGAGCAGUGGCGAUCGCUCCAACGCGUCCGACAUGGGUGCGUUGACCAAGGACUCCCUGGCCUCGGCCCCUGGUCUCACCAACGGGACCACGGCCAGCCCCUCGCUGCGCGCCAACCCUCCACAACCCGCCGUUCAACAAAAGCUCUCAUCCGUCGCCUCCAACAUGGGCAUGAACAAUUUUCCCUUUCACAUGCCCCCGAUGUGGAUGAACCCCAUGCACAUGAUGCCUGGUGCCGUCAGCACCACCAUGCCCACGCCCCAACAUUCCCAGCCCGGCAUGAAUCCUGCCGCUGCCAUGAUGGGCAACAACCCAGCCCUCCCACCAUGGCAACAACUCCUCAACAUGAUGGCCAGCGGUGCCAUGGCCCCCUCCAUGGAGUUGCCCAACUCGGCCGCGCCGAUGAUGAUGCCCAACAACAUGCACCCGUCCAUGCUGAUGAUGCAGCAGAUGGGACAACAUCAGUCUUGA
This is a messenger RNA of Monosiga brevicollis MX1, 1116 nucleotides long. RefSeq lists its product as uncharacterized. Gene Ontology annotation, molecular function: DNA-binding transcription factor activity; sequence-specific DNA binding. The record is from RefSeq and is a predicted model, not a curated record. NCBI's taxonomy places the organism in Eukaryota, Choanoflagellata, Craspedida, Salpingoecidae. The transcript has a single exon. Bases 1 to 1116 code for a protein of 371 amino acids. Gene Ontology annotation, biological process: regulation of DNA-templated transcription.